AUGAGCCGUUCGGUUUUAUCGGGUGAUAGUUUAUUUUUCCGUCCCCACGAAACUAAAAACAUUCCUUUAGUUAUUUCGACAUGGAAUUUUGAUCAGGCCACGAAAGCCGCCUGGGAAUUCCUUACAAAGUUAGGUAAAAGCUCAGUAGAUGCCGUAGUUGCAGGGUGUUCUAAGUGCGAGAUUGACAGAUGUGAUGGUUCUGUGGGGGAGGGUGGCAGUCCCGAUGAAAAUGGAGAGUCCACACUGGAUGCUCUUGUUAUGGAUGGAACGACGAUGGACGUGGGGGCUGUUGGUAACUUGAGAGGAAUUAGGGAGGCCAGCAGUGUAGCCAGAGAUGUGCUUCUCAGGACUGAACAUAGUCUUCUUGUUGGUAGUCUUGCUUCAGAUUUUGCUGUCAAAAUGGGUUACAAGUUUAGAAAUUUAAGCUCCAAUGAAUCAAUUAACAUGUGGCAGAUGUGGAAAAAGAAUAACUGCCAGCCAAAUUUCUGGCAGAAUGUCACACCAGACUCUAAAAAAUUUUGUGGACCCUACAGACCAAUAGACGUCAAUCAUGACAAUAUCAAUAAAAAUUGUGAUAGCUCUAACGAUGACAACAUCGUAUUUGACUCAACUAAUCAUGACACAGUAAGCAUUGUUGCAAUCGAUUUCAAUGGUUCCGUGGCUGUUGGCACCUCAUCCAAUGGAGCCAAAUACAAGAUACCUGGGCGUGUUGGUGAUUCCCCGAUCGUUGGAUCAGGCGGAUAUGCAGACAGUGAAGUUGGUGGAGCUGGUGCUACUGGGGAUGGUGAUGUCAUGAUGAGAUUUUCACCAAGUUUUCAUGCUGUUGAGUUGAUGAGGAAUGGCAUGGACCCGAUUAGUGCGACCGAAUUAGUGAUAGGUAGGAUAAGGAGACAUUACCCGAUGUUUUCCGGAGCAGUUAUUGCCGCUAAUGUAAAUGGAGAAUUCGGUAGGGCAGCUUGCAAUGGUUGGAGUUCUUUUCCUUUCACGGUGAUGAAGCCUGGCUUUGAUGAUGUACGAACAUUUCACGUUGUAUGUCCAUCAAAUAAAUAA
Messenger RNA from Helobdella robusta, 1050 nucleotides. RefSeq lists its product as hypothetical. Gene Ontology annotation, cellular component: lysosome. The record is from RefSeq and is a predicted model, not a curated record. Gene Ontology annotation, molecular function: N4-(beta-N-acetylglucosaminyl)-L-asparaginase activity. NCBI's taxonomy places the organism in Eukaryota, Metazoa, Annelida, Clitellata, Rhynchobdellida, Glossiphoniidae. The transcript is spliced from 8 exons. The coding region runs from base 1 to 1050 and encodes 349 amino acids. Gene Ontology annotation, biological process: protein deglycosylation.